Leptopilina heterotoma is the source of this 822-nucleotide messenger RNA. RefSeq lists its product as uncharacterized. Lineage: Eukaryota; Metazoa; Arthropoda; Insecta; Hymenoptera; Figitidae. The record is from RefSeq and is a predicted model, not a curated record. Bases 165 to 707 code for a protein of 180 amino acids. The transcript has 7 exons.
CCACUAAAAAUACUAUUUGUUCAAAUUCAAAUGCGCAAUUUUAAUCGAGACAAGAAAAACUCAACAUAUCCUAAAAUAAUAAUCAUUUUGUUGAAAAAGAAAAUUUUCUUUAAUUUAAAUUUUCGUGAAAUUAUUUUUAUAAAAAUUAAUUUUCAAUAUUCAACAUGAAAGUUAAAAUUUCAAUAAUUUUAUUCGUUUUCUGCUCUAUAAUUGGUAAUCAUCAAUUUAUUUCGGCCUCGAUCGACGUGAAUAAUGAAGCAACAACCGUUUCUGGACAAGAAAAUAAUGAAGAUUUAAUCACUGACCACGAAACGUUUAAUGCUGAAGAAGAAACUAAUUCUACCCCGGAAAAUACUAAAGCCGACGACGAUGUGUUUAAAAUUGAUGAAGGAACAACUGUUUCUGCACCAGAAAAUAAUGAAGUCACAGACGCACAAACCAGUCUUAAUGAAGAUUCAACAAAACCUUCUACAGAAUUACCUACCAUGAAACUUAAAAAUGAAGUUUUCGAUUCAUUUGAAAAAGCUAAAGAGAAGUGCGUCUUAACCUACGAGAUAAAGAUUCCUAAAACUUACAACUCAGAAGACUAUAAUAUUUAUUUAUUGUACUUCUGCAUAGACCAAAAAUAUAAAUCUUCUAAUUAUACGACAGCAGCUGAAAGUUGUAUUAAGAAAACUUCAGAUGGACACUACAUUUGCACCUGGUAAUCAUUGUUAAAUUUUAACUUGAAUUAUUUUUUAAGAAAAAUUAACAGUACAUUCUGUAAAAAACAUUCACAAAAUUCUAUGUAUGAAUAAAUAAAAUAUUAUUAUCAAUUAUAAA